UUGUGGUUGUUGAUUUUCUGCCAUGGCUGAAAACACGGGGGAAGGAGGUAACGUGAAAGAAGAAGGAUAUUUUUAUCGAGAACGAAUAAAAUGUUCCCCCGAAGAGGAAGCAAGACUCGAAAGACAACACUUUUGGAAAGUUAUCGAUGCAUUUAGAUAUUACAGAGUUCAUGUGCAGGAGCGGGUGAACCGGGCAGAGCGGCAGUUCCGGUGCCUUCCCCAGCACCACCAGCAGCUUCUCUCACAGUUCCUGCCCAACCUGGAAAGGAUCCGCCACUGCGUGGACCACAACCAGGAUGUGCUGCAGGCCAUCAUCCACAACUGCGUCCACAUGUUUGAAAACAUGGAGUAUGGUGAAUAUGAUGAUCAGAGAAAGAUGCGGCCUUCCUCCACGUUUGACAUGGACAAGCUCAAAUCUACCAUCAAGCAGUUUGUAAGGGACUGGAGCGACACAGGCAAGGCUGAGAGAGACUCCUGCUACAUGCCACUCAUUGAGGAGAUACAGAGACAAUUUCCGCCAGACCAGUGUGAUGUGUCAGAGGUCAGCGUCCUUGUGCCUGGUGCUGGUUUGGGUCGGCUAGCGUGGGAAAUUGCGCGUCUGGGCUACACCUGCCAGGGGAAUGAGUGGAGCUUCUUCAUGCUCUUCUCCUCCCAUUUUGUGCUCAACAGGUGUGAGAAGGAGAACUCUAUGACCCUGUAUCCUUGGGUGCACCAGUUCAGCAAUAAUAAACGGUCCUCAGACCAGAUUAGGCCCGUUGCCUUCCCGGAUGUCGACCCACAGAGUCUUCCGGCAAACUCCAACUUCUCCAUGGUGGCGGGAGACUUCCAGGAAGUGUACACCGAACCAGAUACCUGGGAUUGCAUAGCCACCUGUUUCUUUAUCGACACUGCCCACAAUGUUAUUGACUAUGUUGAGACCAUCUGGAACAUUCUUAAACCUGGCGGGGUCUGGAUCAAUUUAGGACCACUACUGUACCAUUUUGAAAAUAUGGCAAAUGAACUUUCCAUCGAGCUAAGCUAUGAAGACAUAAAGGCUGCCAUCUUACAGUAUGGAUUCCAGCUGGAGACGGAAAGAGAAUCAGUCCCCACAACGUACACAGAGAAUGACCGCUCUAUGCUCAAGUACUUGUACGACUGUGUGUUUUUUGUGAUGCGGAAACCAGUCCAUCUGUGCAAUGGCCAGCAGGACUGGGGAGACAGCCACCAGGAGGAGCAACAGCGAACGGAAGGAGGCAACCAGACUGCCACAUGACAUCCCACUGAGAACGUGACUAUCCUGAGAAUCACCGUGCUCUAGAAGGUUGAAACUCUAAAGCACAAGCCAUUGAUUCCACUCAAGCUUUUGUCAUCAUGGACAGCAAAAUCAUCCUCUAUGAAGCCAUUAAAACAGACACUUGCAUUGCAUUUGAAAAAUGGCGUUGCUUAGCUUCUAAGGACAUAUGCCACAUUUAGGUGCCUCUUGACACUUUUAUGUAGUCCUCCCUUUAUAGUGUGAGUUCCUCUGUUGCACACUUCUUGGAGGACCUGUUUCUGUCAGUGUUUAUUUAUUUUCUUACAGUGUACAAAAACAUUGGCCGGGGAAUAGUCUUUUUUGGCAUUUUAGGGUGCUAUUCUGAGAUGCUGAUUUGGAUGUGAGUAACUUGUCACUACUUGAUGUCAAGUUAUUUUACCAGUAACUAUACAAUUGGACAUUAUUGAAUAUCGGAAGUAUAUCUCAACAUCAUGGGCAACUUUACAAUAAACAGAACGUUUUUAUA
This is a messenger RNA of Alosa alosa (allis shad), 1757 nucleotides long. It is a transcript of the gene carnmt1, whose product is annotated as carnosine N-methyltransferase 1. The record is from RefSeq and is a predicted model, not a curated record. NCBI's taxonomy places the organism in Eukaryota, Metazoa, Chordata, Actinopteri, Clupeiformes, Clupeidae. Bases 23 to 1252 code for a protein of 409 amino acids. Gene Ontology annotation, molecular function: S-adenosylmethionine-dependent methyltransferase activity. The transcript is spliced from 8 exons.